AUGAGUGCCCCUAGCAAGUCUUUUAGGGAUGUAAAGAGUGUAAUUAACCUAAACAAACACCUGAACAAGCAGGUUUACGUUAAAUUCAGUGGUGGACGCGAAGUUCAAGGUACUCUUAAAGGUCAUGAUGCCAUGUCGAAUUUGGUUUUGGACGAUACUAAGGAGUUUCUGAAAGAUCCAGAUGAUCCGGAGAAAUUGACUGGAGAGACCAGAGAACUCGGUCUUUUGGUAGCACGCGGAACUUCGGUGACAGUAAUAUAUCCCAUAGAUGGUACAGAAAAGAUUGAGAACCCUUUUGUAGAUUACAGUGAUUAG
Theileria equi strain WA is the source of this 315-nucleotide messenger RNA. RefSeq names its product small nuclear ribonucleoprotein G, putative. Gene Ontology annotation, cellular component: U12-type spliceosomal complex; spliceosomal tri-snRNP complex; U2-type prespliceosome. The transcript has 4 exons. Gene Ontology annotation, biological process: nuclear-transcribed mRNA catabolic process; mRNA splicing, via spliceosome. Gene Ontology annotation, molecular function: RNA binding. Bases 1 to 315 code for a protein of 104 amino acids. Lineage: Eukaryota; Apicomplexa; Aconoidasida; Piroplasmida; Theileriidae. The record is from RefSeq and is a predicted model, not a curated record.